CUUUGAGCCUCUUAGUGGAAAUGACCCAGCAGGAUAUUACACCAAACUUGAUCACUUACAACACUUUGAUUCACGGAUUAUGUAAUUUAGGCCGGUGGGAGGAAGCAACAAGAAUUUUGCGAGACAUGCCAGACAAGAAUGUUUUUCCAGAUGUUCUUACAUUUAAUACAUUGAUAAAUGCAUUCUGCAAGGAAGGGAUGACAACAGAAGCAGAGAAUGUUCUUGAAUUCAUGGUCCAAAGAGGUGUUGGUCCCGAUGUAGUCACAUACAGUACACUCAUGGAUGGUUAUUGCUUGCUAGGUCGCAUGGACAAAGCAAUAGAAGUCUUUCAUUCCAUGGUGGAUAAGGGCAUUGAACCGAACAUUCUUUGCUAUAACAUUUUGAUCAAUGGAUAUUGCAAAAAAAUGAAAAUUGAAAAGGCCAUGAAUGUUUUCCGUGAAAUGCCUCGUAAAGGAUUGAAACCCACAAUUGAUACUUACAAUACUAUGUUGCAGGGAUUGUUUGGGGUUGGUAGGUGUUCUACUGCUCAAGGACUUCUUAAUGACAUGCAAGCUAAUGGUCAGACUCCAAAUUAUUAUACUUAUUGUGUCCUGCUGGAUGGAUUAUCCAAGAAUGGCCGUAUUGAUGAAGCGUUGUUGUUAUUUCAAGAGCUGGAAUGCAGUGGCAUAAAUCCUGGUAUUACUAUGUACAACAUAUUAAUUGAUAGAUUGUGCAAAGAUGGGAAGCUUGAGAUGGCAAGGAAUCUAUUUGGUAAGCUUGAUUCUAAAGGUUUGCAACCUGAUGUUCGCACUUUUACUAUGAUGAUAGGUGGAUUUUGUGAACAGGGGCUAUUGGGUGAGGCAAAUGAUUUACUUGUGACGAUGGAAGGGAUGGGUUGUAUGCCUAAUCAUGCAACUUACAAUGUUAUGGUCCGUGGAUUCCUUAAAGCAAAUGACUACACUGAAGCAAAUAUACUUGCAGAAAAAAUGAUUGGGAGGGGCUUUUCAGCAGAUGCAUCUACUUUGGGUACAGUAGUGGAUCUACUCUCAGCUAAAGGUCAAGAUCCUACUCUCUUUCAUAUGAUUAAAAAAUUGGUUCCCCGGGAUAACACUAAAGGAAUUUGUUAAGCUAUCAACACGGAUGCUAUCUUUGGUGCUCAUAUGUCUACUUAGAAUUUGCUAGAAAAAAGGAAUCGAAGAUCAUUUAAGGACGAGGAAUUGAUGGGUUCUACUUUGAAACAGUUGAUGCUUGGUUGAUUGCUUGCACACGAUGCUAUUUACAAUGUUAUUGUCCACUGCCAAGGACAAAUCUGAGGUAGAAGAUGCUAUAAAAUCAAUCUUAUGCGCAAUGAAUUGGGGCUUGAGAUCAUUUUGGCAGGAUUCAAAAAGUCAAUUUGGAUACUUCUCUUGAUUCAUAUGCAAACAUGGAAGAAAGUCUAAGAAGUAAUAGAUUCUCAACAAAGUUUGAAUCCAUCUACUGCCAGAGGUCAGUUUUACAAAGGUUGAAGGUUACAUGGAAAUCAUUGUGUUAAUGGUUACAGAGACAAGUAAGUACUAUUAGAAGGCGAUAGUAUUUAGGCCUCGUUUGGCAAGUAGUUGUUUUAGCCUAAAAACCAAAAAAUUAC
Messenger RNA from Camellia sinensis, 1603 nucleotides. The record is from RefSeq and is a predicted model, not a curated record. Lineage: Eukaryota; Viridiplantae; Streptophyta; Magnoliopsida; Ericales; Theaceae.